AUGGAGAGCUCCUCGCGAAAAACUACAGAUUCUAUAUUUUCCCAUGCCCAGGAAAUAAAAUACAUAGAUGAAAACAUCUCAAACCAAUCAUCCCAAGCCAGCAUUUCCCUUUCCACACCCAAUACAAACCUCACAUCCACAUCCACUUCCACAUCUUCAUCCUCACCCCCCAAACUUCUCAAAUCCUCCACAUCAGAACCAGACUCAAAAUCAACACCACAAACCCCACUAUACUCCCCCCACACCAUCUCCCAUUAUCCAUUCCCGUCAACUAGAUCCGGGAUAGCACCCAAAAUAUCAAUCACAACAAGCAUCAAUUCCAUGAUCUCGAAUCAUCAGAAUAUGAAUGUGGGACUUUCGCUUUUGACGCGAGAUUUGAUGGCCAGUCCCGUUGAGGAUUUUAUCUUGGGGAGUCCGCUGGAGGGGUUCAUGUAG
Molecule: messenger RNA, 435 nt
Organism: Botrytis deweyae
Lineage: Eukaryota; Fungi; Ascomycota; Leotiomycetes; Helotiales; Sclerotiniaceae
Exons: 2
Coding region: 1-435 (144 amino acids)
Source: RefSeq, a predicted model, not a curated record